AUGUCAAACAUCAAAAGAUUUGUACUGGCCAAGCAGGUAGAAGGAAUACCUCAACUCACAGAUUUUAAAAUUCUAGAAACCAAGUUGCCAGAGUUGAAAGAUGGCGAGAUAUUGGUGAAAGCUUUGUAUCUGUCAGUGGACCCAUAUAUGCGGUUGUUUAUGUCUGGUGUGAAAGAGGGUGUUGACACAAUACUGGGUGAACAGGUUGCACGGGUGGUUGAAAGUAAGAAUCCGAAUUAUAAUGUAGGCGACUUGCUAGUGUGUAAUACCGGCUGGACGACGUAUAGCGUACCAGAUAAGAGACAUACCGGUUUUGUGACAGAGCUGGAUGGCACAUUCCGUAAGAUUGACUUUCCUCCAGACAUUCCUAUAAGCUAUGCAAUAGGACUACUCGGCAUGCCAGGGUUGAGUGCCUAUUUUGGUUUAUUGGAUUGUUGUCAGCCCAAGGAAGGUGAAACAGUUUACGUGAAUGCUGCCGCUGGCGCAGUGGGAAUCACCGUUGGACAAAUAGCCAAGAUUAAGGGAUGUAAAGUUGUUGGAAGUGCUGGGUCUGAUGAGAAAGUGGCCUUUCUUAAAGAAGUUGGAUUUGACGAAGCUUUCAACUACAAGACAGAGCAACUCGACGAGGCUUUAACAAGAACGGCGCCUAAUGGAAUAGACUGUUUCUUUGAUAAUGUUGGUGGAUUAAGCUCAGCUGUUACUUAUGGCCAUUUAAACGAAAGAGCACGUGUUGUUGUCUUUGGAGUGAUUUCGCAAUACAAUAAAUCGGAACAGGACAAAGUUCCUGGCGCUGAAAUCACUAUAUUGAUGAAACGUCUAAGCAUCAAAGGUUUUUUGUUUUUUGAUAUGGUUGACAAACCAGAUGUGUUGCAUAAAGCUUUGAUUGAAAUGAUCGGAUGGAUUAAAGAGGGGAGACUGAAAUACAAAGAGGCUGUCAUAGAGGGAUUUGAAAAUAUGCCCAAGGCGUUUAAGGGGAUUUUCAGUGGCGACAAGUUCGGCAAAGUGGUUGUUAAAGUAUAA
This is a messenger RNA of Saccoglossus kowalevskii, 1020 nucleotides long. Its product is annotated as prostaglandin reductase 1-like. Gene Ontology annotation, cellular component: cytoplasm. Gene Ontology annotation, molecular function: 15-oxoprostaglandin 13-reductase [NAD(P)+] activity; 2-alkenal reductase [NAD(P)H] activity. The record is from RefSeq and is a predicted model, not a curated record. Gene Ontology annotation, biological process: prostaglandin metabolic process. NCBI's taxonomy places the organism in Eukaryota, Metazoa, Hemichordata, Enteropneusta, Harrimaniidae.